UAGUUACUGUAACUAUCGAGCCCACGCACUCAUCUGUGCAGCGAGCUAAACAGCCGAAAGAGUCUCGUUUAACUCUUAUCUUCAACGUUUAUCUUUCUGAACAGCUUUUGGAGAUUUAAAGCGAAACAAAAUGAAGUACGUCAGUUCUGUGUUUUGGAGAUUUUGCCUGACAGUGUCGCGGUCCCGCAUGUUUUUUGGUGUGAAUGUCAAAAGGUUCCAUUGAAUGAGGGCACAUUUGGAAGACACAGUACAGACAUGUACAGCCCCAAAGAGCUAGAGGGAGAAGUUGACCACUCGUUCUUUGACAGUGACUGUGAAGCUAAUGGACUUGAUGGUUCUGAGGAUGGGCGGCUCAAUAAACAGAAGGCCUCAGAACGGCAUGAUGAGAGAACAGGAAAAGAGACCCAUGUUUCAAUGGAUCAGAUAGGGAGUGAAGUUAAAAGUGGGAGGAACAGUAAAAAUAAAGCCAGAUUGGAGGAUGGUUCAAACCAGCAGGGCAGACAGGGACGGAGUGAACAGACAGAAUAUGAAAGAGAGCGACAAAGUAGUGAUGCACUUUUCAAAGGCUCCUCAACACUCCCAAAUGCCACAAGCUUAGAGACUAUGAACAACAGCCAAUCAGAAGAAGGAUCUAGUGUGCAUUCAUACUCAUCUGAUGAGGAAAGAGAGCUGGAUGAGAAGCAUGCUGCUUUUAAACUCAGGAAAACCAAUGGUAAUGUUAACAGUGAUGAUGAUGAUGGAUACCAUCGUAGUAACGAUGAAAGUGAGGACGAUGUGAGAUCAACAAAACAUAAGAGACUGUCCCAUGGAACACCUAAAAAAUCUGCUGGUAAAUUCCACAAGCUGAGCCACAGCCGCUCGUCAUCAUCUGAUCCUGAGUCCUCCAACAGUAGUGAAGAGAGAAGCUCAAUUCGCUCGCAGAAACAUCAGCGGGUAGGUUCAGCUAACCAGAAAGAGCGACAAAAAGAAGUGGCAGAAUCUGAAGACACAGUCACUGAUGUUACACCUCUCUCAACACCAAAUGUUAGUCCUUCACAGUCCAUUGAUGUGGUUCUGCCCUCUGAACCCUUGGCAGCAGAUGUUCAACAACAACAGCCCAGUGUUGCAGAAGAGACGGUUGUGAAUGAUGGUUCGGACGGUCAGGGCAGUAUAAGUUCUGAAGGAGAGAAUGGAUCAGUGUUUUUAAAAGUAGAGAAACAGUUAGACAGAGUACUUGUGAUCUCCAGCCCUGGCAGUGUUGGCAGCAGCCGUAAGAACUAUUCCUUCUCAAAUGAAGAGGUACGAGAGAUUGACCGGGAGAAUCAGCGGCUAUUACGUCAACUAUCCAAUUCCACGGCACGUUCACGUAGCGGCAGCUCCGCCUGCUCCAAAACCAGCAGUCGAAGGAGCAGUACACCAGCUAUACGCCUUUAUCACAGCGCCCUCAACAGACAACGAGAGCAAGAGCGAAUCCAGAAAGAAAACCUGUGCUCUUCUACUCAGACGCCCCAGUAUGUAUCACCAAAUGUUCUUUGGAGAUUUUAUUCAUUCAUGUAAUGAUGUUUAUUUUAGUAUUCUGUGAAGUGUGCGUGGGGUGGGGGGCGCUGUCAGCCACAGCCAGUGAAAGCAGAGAGACAGUUACCACCUCACUCAGACGAGAAGAGACAGGUGGAAGCAGUUUUGCGCACAUGCUGGUCUUGACAUUAUACUGAAUUCACCCCGUACUUUUCUCAUCUAAGCUUCAGUGAGUGAGAGAGAGAGUAUUAUGCAACUCAUUUUCAUUGGAAUAAAAUAUAAUUUAAAGGGAUUACUGCAAUUCACCCGAAAAUAACAUUUUGCCAUCAUUUACCCACUUUUUGAAACCUGUAUGAUUUUCUUCUGAUAUUGUUUUUUAGCUUUGUGUUGUUUGCUGAUAAUCUUUCUAUCCGCUGUAGCUCACAAAUUUCAUUUGUUUGAGAGCGAGUCAAUGAUGAGGAUCUGUCUGGUUCUGUGCUUUUGGAAGCAACAUAAUGUUUGCGUUUUGAACUCUCUUAACCUUGCUUGUUUACUGUUACACAUGCAUAUUCUCUCUCUCUCACUCUCUCUCUUUCGGUCAUCCUCACAGAGCCUUACGAUGUCAGAUCCUCCUGUCAGUUUUUAUUGAAGAAAACAGAAAACUGAAAAUAAAAUUCUCCUUAAUCAGUGGAAGCAGGGACUAUGAGCUGAGACUCCGACUGCAUGUUCCUCCAGGUCUUGUUAGCGUUUUACUGCCUAGCAACUAAUGCUGGAACACAAUAACAAGAGUACAAGACAGUCACUCUCUUUCUUUAAGAGCACUGAGCGAGCUGUCCUCUAUCUUCACCUUUACUCUAUUUCCAGUCCCUGCUCUUUUCAUGGGUUUUGCUUACUGAGUGGUUUCCAAAGGGGUGUUUGUACAUACGACAUACGGAGGCAUGACAGCCUGUGACAUUCUGAUCCUCGUGCACAGGUUAUUUUUAUUCUCAAUGGUUCACUGUGGCUUUUCAGAGUUCAUAGUUGUAGUCUGCUCUCUUGUUCAUCUUGUUUGAGGCAAGUUAAUGUAAGUUCAUAGAUGUCUGAAAGCUUUUAGCUUUAGGGUGAACACAUAAAAUCAGUCAAGAAAAUUUACCUUGUCAUAUUUUUUCCUAAAUAUAUAGAAAAAAGAAAUGUUUUGCUAAAAUUAAGUUUUUUAAGGACUAUUGUGGUAUUUUUGUGACAAUCAAGCACAUUUUUCCU
This is a messenger RNA of Ctenopharyngodon idella (grass carp), 2712 nucleotides long. RefSeq names its product cilia and flagella associated protein 97 (gene cfap97). NCBI's taxonomy places the organism in Eukaryota, Metazoa, Chordata, Actinopteri, Cypriniformes, Xenocyprididae. The transcript has 4 exons. The record is from RefSeq and is a predicted model, not a curated record. Gene Ontology annotation, biological process: spermatogenesis. The coding region runs from base 256 to 1536 and encodes 426 amino acids.